This is a messenger RNA of Sesamum indicum (sesame), 1568 nucleotides long. Its product is annotated as protein PAM71-homolog, chloroplastic. The record is from RefSeq and is a predicted model, not a curated record. Lineage: Eukaryota; Viridiplantae; Streptophyta; Magnoliopsida; Lamiales; Pedaliaceae. Gene Ontology annotation, molecular function: calcium ion transmembrane transporter activity; manganese ion transmembrane transporter activity. Gene Ontology annotation, cellular component: Golgi apparatus; chloroplast. Gene Ontology annotation, biological process: calcium ion transmembrane transport; Golgi calcium ion transport; manganese ion transmembrane transport.
ACCACACGCCCACUAGGAAGUGGCCACACAAUCUGAUCUCACACCUCAUCAGCUUCUCGGCAUUGCUCACGCUUCUGGUAUUCUUCCUUCGUUCUCACUACGAACCAAACAAAAAGAAUUCUGGAGAAAUGGAGCUCAGAAUUUUGUAACAGAGCAGAUUAUUUGCAGCGGAAAAAAUGCAAGUCUUGGCUUUUCAGAGACCUCAAGUGUUAGUAUCAUCAAGGAGGGGAAGCAAGAGAAGGCUUCCUCCCAUUUCUGCCUUGAUUUAUUCACUACCCUUCUCUCCUUUGGUGCCCAGGAGAGCUUUUGUACCAUCUUCAUCUUCAUUAGGAUGCAGGGUGGCAUCAAAGGUGGAUUUGGGAAGCAGAACAAUAAGAGCACAUGCACUAAAUGUCGGAACAGGAUCUGGUGGCUACGAAGAGAGAGAGGAACAUAACAAUCAAAGUUUCUCUCUUGAUGGACGACAACAGAGCGAUGCUUCAUCCAAAAUUGGCAGCGAACCAUCUCCUGGUCGAAUCCCUUAUCCUCUCUCUAUAUCACUUGUGCUGUGCACUUGUGCUUUGGUAUUUUUACUGGUCGUCUUCACAAAAGGACCAUCAUCACUCUUGCCGGCGCUUGCAAAAUCAGGCUUUACUGCUGCAUUCUCUUUGAUAUUUGUUUCUGAAAUCGGAGACAAGACUUUCUUCAUUGCCGCACUCUUGGCCAUGCAAUAUGAGAAAGUGCUGGUGCUUCUGGGAUCAAUGGGUGCGCUUUCGCUUAUGACUAUUUUGUCUGUUGUAAUUGGUCUGAUAUUUCAUUCUGUUCCUUCUCAAUUUCAAACAACCUUGCCAAUUGGGGAAUAUGCAGCUGUAACCCUUUUGAUGUUCUUUGGUCUUAAAUCCAUUAAAGACGCAUGGGAUCUUCCAUCAACAGCAGCUAAAACUGGUGAACAGGGCAACCAGGAAUCUGAUGAAUUUGUUGAAGCUGAAGAGCUUGUGAAGGAAAAGGUGUCGAAACGGCUUUCCAAUCCCCUCGAAGUUCUCUGGAAGUCAUUCAGCCUUGUAUUUUUUGCUGAAUGGGGAGACCGAUCAAUGCUGGCUACAAUAGCUCUGGGUGCAGCACAGUCCCCAUGGGGGGUUGCAAGUGGAGCUAUCGUGGGCCACCUGCUUGCAACGUCUAUCGCUAUACUCGGAGGCGCAUUUCUUUCCAAAUACAUUUCUGAAAAGCUGGUCGGAUAUAUUGGAGGAGCUUUAUUCUUAGUUUUUGCAAUCGCCACGUUUUUUGGAGUCUUUUAGCCGGAUCGCUGGAUUAUUGUGCAACACCCACAGGAGCUGAGAUACCGGACGUGUCCCCAAGCACGUUACCGGAAAUAAGGCAAAGGUAUUUUUGGCGGAUCGCUACACGUUCGUCCAUUCAUUGGUUACUAGGCUUGGGACUGGAAAGGUGAUGUCAUUAUUAUUGUUGUGGUUGUAACAUGAUGUAGGGAUGAGCAUACAGAUCAUGUAGGAAGACCUCAUGUAGUACUAACCGUGAUCCAUAAUUUUUACUGAUUCUUAAAUCUCAAGUUUUGUUCAUCUGUGUGCCAAUAA